This is a messenger RNA of Dicentrarchus labrax (European seabass), 5981 nucleotides long. It is a transcript of the gene lamb1b, whose product is annotated as laminin, beta 1b. The transcript is spliced from 33 exons. The record is from RefSeq and is a predicted model, not a curated record. NCBI's taxonomy places the organism in Eukaryota, Metazoa, Chordata, Actinopteri, Moronidae. Gene Ontology annotation, cellular component: laminin trimer. Gene Ontology annotation, biological process: substrate adhesion-dependent cell spreading; cell migration; basement membrane assembly. Bases 106 to 5448 code for a protein of 1780 amino acids. Gene Ontology annotation, molecular function: integrin binding; extracellular matrix structural constituent.
CUCACACACACACUCUCACACACGCUCAAACACACACACUCUCUCUCAGCUGCAGGACCAUAAACAUCAUCGAUUAGACCUGCUGUCAAUGCUCCACACUUGGAUAUGUCGCUCAUAAUCCACAUUAUAACGACUUUGGCAGCCCUGUGGUGUCGGGUCGGGGCACAGCUGCCAGAGUUUGGGGAUGUCUGCACCGAAGGCAGCUGCUACCCGGCCACAGGUGACCUGCUGAUCGGCCGGGCGCACAAGCUCACCGCCUCCUCCACCUGCGGCCUGAGGCAGCCGGAGCGCUUCUGCAUCGUCGGACAUCUGGAGGAGGAGAAGAAAUGUUUUGUGUGCGACUCCAGGGAGAUGUACGACGAGGACGUCAACCACAUCAGCCACACCAUCGAGAACGUGGUCACCACCUUCGCCCACAACCGCCUCAAGACCUGGUGGCAGUCGGAGAACGGUGUCGAGAAUGUGACCAUUCAGCUGGACCUGGAGGCCGAGUUUCAUUUCACACACCUUAUCAUGACCUUCAAGACGUUUCGGCCGGCUGCCAUGGUGAUCGAGCGAUCGAUGGACUUUGGGAAGACGUGGCAGGUUUAUCGUUACUUUGCCUACGACUGCGAAGCAUCCUUCCCCGGCGUGUCCUCUGGGCCAUUGUUCAAAGUGGACGAAAUCCUCUGCGACUCCCGUUACUCAGACAUCGAACCAUCCACCGAGGGAGAGGUGAUAUUUCGGGUGCUGGACCCCGCCUUCAAGAUUGAGGACCCCUACAGCCUGAGGAUACAGAACAUGCUGAAGAUCACUAACCUCCGGGUGAAGUUCAUCAAGCUCCACACACUGGGCGACAACCUGCUCGACUCCCGCGACGAGGUGACAGAGAAGUACUACUACUCCCUCUACGAUUUGGUCGUCCGCGGCAACUGCUUCUGCUACGGCCACGCUUCCGAGUGCGCCCCGAUGGAUGGAGCGCCGACUGGAGCCGAGGGCAUGGUCCAUGGCCGCUGUGUAUGUAACCACAACACCGAGGGACUGAACUGUGAGCACUGUCAAGACUUUUACCAUGAUUUGCCUUGGAGACCUGCUGAGGGACGAAACACCCACGCCUGCAAGAAGUGCGAGUGCAACCACCACGCCACGUCCUGUCACUUCGACCUCGCCAUGUACAUGACCACCGGCAACAUGAGCGGAGGCGUGUGCGACGACUGUCAACACAACACGGUGGGCCGACAGUGCGAGCAGUGCGGACCCUUCUACUACCAGCACCCGAACCGAGACCUGAGGGACCCCAACGUCUGCGAGCCAUGUAACUGUGACCCGACCGGGUCUCUUGAGGGUGGACUGUGUGACCCGCGGACCGAUGUGCUAGCCGGCCUGAUCUCAGGCCAGUGUCGCUGCAAAGCCAACGUGGAGGGCGAGCGCUGCGACAACUGCAGACAGGGACACUACGGACUGGGACAGGGGCCUCACGGCUGCCUGCCGUGUACCUGUAACCCGCUGGGCACUCUGCCUGGAGGAAACUGUGAUUCAGAGACAGGAAGUUGCUUCUGCAAACGCCUUGUUGACGGACAUAACUGCGAUCAGUGUCAGCCGCAACACUGGGGUCUGUCCAAUGACAUGGACGGCUGCAGGCCAUGUGACUGCGACCAGGGUGGGGCAGUCAACAAUAACUGUGACCCUCACUCAGGACAGUGUGUGUGCAGGGAGCACAUGUUUGGACGUCGCUGCGCUCAGGUCGAGUCUGGCUUCUACUUCAUCGCUCUGGACCACUACACCUACGAGGCGGAGGACGCCAAGCACGGACCUGGUGUGACGCUGGUACCGAGGCCUUAUCCUCUGGAUCGCAGUCCUACUUGGACCGGUAUGGGCUUUGUUAACGUACCAGAAGGAGCCUACUUAGAGUUCGCCAUCAACAACAUCCCCGAGUCUAUGGACUAUGACAUGCUUAUUCGCUAUGAGCCGCAGCUGCCGGAGCAGUGGGAGCAGGUAAACAUCCGAGUGCAGCGUCCCGUCUUCAACCCUCCAAACUACUCCAGUCACUGCAGCAACUCCAUCCAGAGUGGAGACGAGCAGUCCAUCUCUCUUCCACCUGGAUCCAGACACGUGUUGCUGGUGAGGCCGAUGUGUUUCGAGGAAGGACUGAACUACACGAUCCGACUCAGUCUGCCUCUCUACUCGUCAGUCAGUGACGUCCAGAGCCCGUACACACUCAUCGACUCUUUGGUGCUAAUACCCCGGGUCAGGGAGCUGGACAUGUUCCAUGGGGUGGAAGGUGAGGGUGCGUGGGACACGUUCCAGCGCUACCGAUGUCUGGAGAGCAGCCAGAGUGUCAUCAAAAGCCCCAUGACCGACAUUUGUAACGACUACAUCUUCAGCGUCUCCGCUCUGCUGCACAAAGGAGCCAUGGCAUGUCAGUGUGACCCUCAGGGUUCGCUAAGCGCUGUGUGUGAGCCCAGUGGAGGUCAGUGCCGGUGUCGACCCAGCGUUGUCGGCAGGAACUGUGACCACUGCGCUGCGGCGACGUUCCUGUUCAGCCCCGCCGGCUGCAGACCUUGCGAGUGUGACUUUCGGGGUUCGGUCAGCGCCUUCUGCCAUGAGUCGACGGGUCAGUGUGAGUGUGUCCCGGGGGCCUCGGGGCGCCAGUGUUCCCACUGCCUGCCGGGCUUCUGGGGCUUCCCUCACUGCAGACCCUGCCAUUGUAACGGCCACAGCGAUUACUGCCACCCUCAGACUGGAGAGUGUCAGGGCUGCAGGGACUUCACCUCUGGACACCACUGUGAGAGGUGUCUGGAUGGUUACCAUGGUAACCCAGAGUUGGGUUCAGGUGGCCACUGUCGCCCCUGCAUGUGCCCCGAUGGACCGCGUAGUGGGCGGCAGUUUUCUGACAGCUGUUACCUUCUGCCUAAUACCAACCAGCUGGUGUGUGUGUGCAGCGCUGGCUACAAAGGCGCCAGGUGUGACGAGUGUGCUCCCGGUUAUUUUGGGAACCCUCUGGUGCCCGGUGGGCGCUGCAUGCCCUGCCAGUGCAACAGCAACAUCGACAUGCAAGACCCGGCGUCCUGUGACACUCGGACGGGCGCCUGCCUCAAGUGCCUGUACCACACCGAGGGCCACAGGUGUCAGCAAUGCAAACUGGGUUACUACGGCAACGCCGCCACUCAGAGCUGCAGGAAGUGUAUGUGUUACCCGAUGGGCACAGUACCUCAGGCCUGUCCAUCCCCUGAAGACUGUCAGUGCAAUCAGCAGAGCGGCCAGUGUCCCUGCCAGCCGAACGUGGUGGGACAGAACUGCGACCGCUGUGCCGUCGAUACGUGGAACAUCGCCGGCGGGACGGGCUGCCAGCGCUGCGACUGCGACCCCGUCCACUCCUUUGGCUCUUCCUGCAACGAGGUCACAGGACAGUGCUUGUGCAAACCCGGUUUUGGUGGCAGGAUGUGUCGGGAGUGCAGAGAGCUCUUCUGGGGGGAUCCUCUGGUCAAAUGUCAUGCUUGUGACUGCGAUGCUCGGGGAAUCUCCAGCGAGCAAUGCCAUCGCGCGACAGGUCAGUGUACUUGUGUGGAGGGCGCGUCCGGCCCACGGUGUGACAAGUGCGCCAGGGGCUACCAGGGUGAGUUCCCCUCCUGUGAACCCUGCCACCAGUGCUUUGCUGUCUGGGACACCAUGGUCGGCGAGCUGACCAAUCAAACUCUACGUCUGGAGGCCCAAGUGACAGAGCUCAAGAGCAGCGGGGUGACGGCGCCAUAUAAAGAAUUAGUCAGCAGCCUGGAGAGAAAUGCCAAGGCUGUCAGAGAAAUAUUAGAGAGCAACCCUGCAGCAGUGAAGCUGGAGCAGAUACAGGAUCUGAUGCAUCAGAUUACCGGCGUGAUGUCCUAUGUAACCAUAAAGCUGAACACGACGGAGGAGUCCUUGAACCUUCUCCACAGUGACGCCAACAACACCGAAGCAAACUUGGACACACUGACUGAUGAGGCCAACCAGCUGGAGCUGAGUGUCCAGGAGCUGAGACAGCAGGUGUACAACGCCAAAAACGCCAACAUCCAGGGUGCCAUGGACACCAUUUCAGCUGCACACAUGCAGUCUGCGAUGGCGGAGAUCCGCGCCAAUGCCUCCACCAGUAACCCCGGAAACACAUUGGAGCAGUCAGCCACAGUACGGAAAGCCACGGAGGACAAACUGAGCAGCAGUCAGAAGGAUUUUGACCGCAAGCAACAAAGAAACUCACAAAAGUUGGAUAAGCUGUCCACAGAGCUAGAUGAUCUUGACCUGUCACCACUUAGCAAAAAGACAUGCGGUGGUGCAGCUGAAGGCGAGAGCUGCUCCGGCUCCCCCUGCGGUGGUUUAGGUUGUGUCGGUGAGGACAAAGCACCUCACUGUGGUGGAGAAGGAUGUGAAGGCCUUGUCAUGACUUCCCAGAAUGCUCUCAAAUCAGCCAAAGACCUGGACAAGGAGAUCCUAGCAGCGAUGCAGGAGGUGGACAAGCUCUCCAGGAUGGUGUGGGAGGCCAACACCCGCGCAAAUGACGCCAAGGUGAACGCAAUGGAGGUGCUGAUCAAAUCCAACCGCAGCAAAGAGAGAGUGGAGCAGAGCAACGAGCAGCUCCGCAACCUCAUCAAAGAGAUACGAGACCUGCUCACCAAUGACAAGGCAGAUGUGGCGGUGAUUGAGGCGGUGGCCAACGAGGUGUUGACUCUGGAGAUGCCAACCUCGACGGAAAAGCUGCAGGAGCUGACGAAGGAGAUCCGGGAGAAGGUCGGCACUCUGACCAGCGUGGAGUCCAUCCUCAGUCAGAGCGCUGAUGACAUCCAGACUGCAGAGGCGCUGCUGAGACAGGCCAAGGCAGCCAGUGAGCAAGCGUCCAACAUGAAGGACACGGCAGACGUGGUGAAGGCAGCCCUGGAUGAGACUGAGCGUGCUCAGACUGUCGCCAUGGACGCCAUCCAACUGGCCCAGAACAACACUAAAGGCACCCUGGACCUGGUGAUCACUGUGGAGUCGGAGACGGCCAUGUCAGAGCUGAAGCUCAGUAACACAACCGGUCGCCUGGUUCAGCUGGAGAGGGAGGUCGGCCUGCUGAGACAGAACAGCCUGGAGGUGAACAGCAUGGCGGAGAAGGCCGACUGGAUCACCGACCAGGCCAGACUGAACGCAGAGGAGGCUCAACAGGAGUUUGACGAGAAGGUGAAAGAUGAGUUUGAGAGGGCUGAGGACCUGGUGGAGGUUAAAGGGGAGUCGGUGCUGCAGGCGAGGAGGAAGGCGGAUGAACUGCAGAAGGAGGCCAAAGAGCUGCUCGCCCAGAGCAGCAGCAAGCUGCAGAGACUCGGAGAGUUGGAGAGCUCCUACGAGUCCAACCAGCGCAUCCUGGAGGCCAAAGCGGCAGAGCUGGCCGAGUUGGAGCAAACCAUCCGCCGGAUCCUGGAGGAGAUCAGCCAAAAAGUGACGCUGUACAGCACCUGUCUGUGAGGGACCACCUCAAAGCUCUUCACAGUCCUCAAGUGUACUGGGUGGGAAGUUAAAAAGGUGUACAAUGUUUUUAUAAACACUGCUCCCCAGAUGAUUCCAGAUUAUAGCUAUUAGGACCAAACACUGUAAUAUGUUUCACACCGUCGGUGCCAAAAAGUCUCGAUUGUGUGUGAGCCAACAACUUAACACCCAAGUGUUAUCGGGCAGCUGUGCCAAUAAGUGUUUUAACAAUGAAAACAAGCUGCCAAAGACCAUUAAAGUAUUGAAGUAACGAGUCCCCAAAGGAAACCACUAAAAGCCAAUGUGACCUCAGUGCUCGAAACCAAGAAUGUGUAGAGAACGUACAACCAUUCAGCUGUAUGGGACCCUACGAUCUGUGUAUUUAAAUAUGUAACUGAACAUUUUUGAUAGAAAUAUUGAAGUUUUAUAUGUACUUAAUAAGCCCAAAGAUAUGGAACACUAUCUGGACCAAAAAGCCUUCUGUGAUUGGUUCUGUGACUAAAGACGAAUAUUAAAAAUUUUGAUCCAUCCAA